This is a messenger RNA of Geodia barretti, 790 nucleotides long. NCBI's taxonomy places the organism in Eukaryota, Metazoa, Porifera, Demospongiae, Tetractinellida, Geodiidae. The record is from the annotation of a GenBank genome assembly.
AGGCAGUGCUAGCUCACUAGCUAUAUAGGCACGGAUUGCAAGAACUUGUACUUUCCCUGCUACCGUUCCUCUACAUGCGCCGAUGAUGGUUCAUAUUAUAGAGCGUCGUGUGGGAGGCGUGAAGCUAGCUUUGACUGCAAAAAUCUGGUUUCUACUCACCUUCAUUCAAUCGUCACAAGGGUUUCCUCUGGCGUCGUGGGACCUGGAUCUGGACAGUGGGAGAGUGGAGCUACAGGCCGGAGGUGUCCCGGGAAUCAGCCCUUCAAGCACAGUAGACUGCACCAAGUUUACCUUGACUUCUAACCUCAUGGAGAAUGAUGCUUUUACUCUGGAAGGCUGCACCGAUAUUGCCAUACAGGGCUUUAGAAUAGCGUUUGACCUUACACCAUCUGACUUGGUGUUUGUCAAACUAGAUCGGAACUUGGCCACCUCUCGCGAUACCAGCUUUUUGCUUGUAGAGUCUGGCAAUGGAAUUGAAAGCAGUUCCAACCCUUUAGACUUCCUCGCUCCCACCACUGUGGUUGUCCAGGCCGAUAGCUACACGCGAGAUUCCACCAGGCCUCAAGUGACGCCAAACGGCUUCCAAAUGUUUGAUCUCGACGUGGGCAUAUUUACUCUUCAGUUUUCAGAGCCAGUGAAUGCUACAGCUCCAUUUAUUGAUACCACAUCUUUGUCGUUUCAGCACCAUUUUAACUCAACCAGUGAGGAGGAUAUUUUCCAGGUGGAGUCUCUAUCUUGUCCUGAAUGUGUUGAUGGCAGUAUAGUCACCUUAACAUUCCCUCCUAAUGAG